AUGAGAAGGAAAAUUGGAAAAUGUCUCGGUCUGAUCGUGGCCGAGUCAACUCCCAUUCAAGGAAGUAGGAACCUGGUUUACGUCUUACAGACUCCGGAGGUCAAUAAUAAUCAAAUCCAUAUUUGACUUUAUGUUUUUUUAGGGUUACAAACUACUACAGAACAAAAAUCGUCCAAGUUGCUGAACAAGCCUUCAACGUGACUACUUUAUUUGAUCAGCUUCAAUUUCAAGACGACGUCGCUGCAGCCAAAAAAAUAAACAGUAUUCAAUUUAUAUUUUCUUAUAAGAAAACGUGUUUUUACAAUAGAUUUUUUUCCUCAAAAUGAUAUUUUUCAGACGGCAUCUGGACAAGCCGUUAUUGUUUGGCGAUUUUAUCGAAUGGGAUGUCUCAGAAAUUCAAGAUUUUGUCAUUUUCAACUUUUCGCGUUGCAAAACUUUGCACCAAUGCAAGUUGGAGGAUGGUAAAUUUCAGGUGAAGAAGAAGAAGAAUGAUAUUCUUAUUCGCGUAUAUAUAAAUAUUGUGAUACAAGGUUUUUAAAUUAUGCGAUUUUUGUUUUAGUAUUUAAAAGCACAUGGAUUAAAAUUUAAUAUGGUUUUUUUUCGAGGUUUUCCCAAGCCUUCUAAACCUUAUGCGCCUUUAGAAUCUCCUCUAGAAAAAAUUAACUUUUCAUAGAAUUAAAAUAUAAAAUUAUAGCCGAUAUAACAAACCCAAGAAAAAAAUUCCAGAUCCGACUUCCGGGCGUCCGAAACCCUUUCACAGCGACGUUUUGGAGCGAACUCUUCACUACGACUUUUGGUCUAAAAUUGACGAAUUUUCAAAUAUUUAUGAUGAGUUUAAGAUUUGGCGAAACUGGGCACGGUUGUCGAGCCUGACGUGUGUGUCUAUGCUUGGAUAGAGCUCAAAGUUUUGGGAGAUGAAGAGGUGAGAAAAAAUGAUUCUCCAGUUUCAAGAUAAAUAAUUAAUCAGCAAGUACUUCGAAAAAAUUGAUAUAGUCAUUUUGAACACUUUUAGAAGCUUCAAAAAAAUUUUUAAGAAAAAUUCAAGAAAAUUUUUUCGAAAAACCUCGAUUUUUUCUGAGUUUUGCAAGUAAUGAAGCUCAUUUCUUUUGGUGUGUUAAAGCCAAUUUUAUCGGAUUUUUUUCAACUUUCAAAAUUUUUAGCUACUAUUGAGUAAUGUGAAUUUAUUCAUAACUACACUUUUUAUGCAUUUUUCAGUUCAUAGUCCAUUUUUUCGUGUUCUUUUUCAGAAAGGCUAUUUCAUAGAAUCAAAUGUCGUCUCUUUUGAUUCUUUCGACAUUUCUUCACAACAUUUUGUGGGCUCGGCGGUUGGUUUUUAAUUAUUUAAAAUCGUUCCAUCUAUUUUCCUGAUUUUCUUCCAAUUUUUUCACAGUUCUUAACUGCAGUUUCUACGGAACAAAUUGAAAAAAAAAAUUCAGUGUCUUUUUCAAGUAUAUUUUAUGUUUUCAAGGGUUUUUUAGUGUCUAAAUUCAUUUUUAUGCGUAUUUUCAGCCAUGGAACGCUUCCCAGGACGUAAAUCCGUUCGCGUGUCUCCCAGCGAAACCUUGUCCUUCCUAUGAAGAUUUCGUCAUCGCCGUUGAACCGCCGCAGAACAAGUUGCCGGAGCCCAGCGAAUGGCGCGAAGUCGGUUUUUCAUAUUUCAAAGCUACAGCUGAUCACGGCUUGCUUGAGCCAUCGAAAAAUGGGUCCUGACACGACAAAAUAGGAGAGAGUGCCUUGUUGCUGGAGAACCCAGACAAGCCACGCCCCGCUCGCGUCCCAAGCUAGCCGUGAAUCGACUAUAAAUCUUUGAUAUUCUGGUUGAAAUACUGGAAAAACUGAAUUUUUAUUCCCUGGUAGAUUAAGUUUAUCCCACGGUUUAUCACGAAUUUUUGCCCUCCAAGUUAUAAAACCCUUCUCUUCGACACACGCGGCUUGUCUCCCUGUAUGCGCCUUUAAAUAAGUCCAGUUUAAAGGAGCAUGUACAAAUUAUCUUGUGAAUGCGCCUUUAAAUUAGCCUAAAAAAUUCGAUCAAAUAUUUUUCUCAGAAAUUCUUGGCCUGUCUUCCUGUGCCAUUGAUUUAGCCCAAGAAACUUCCGUUCAAUUUUUCCCUUUGAUAGGCGCGGCCUGUUUCUCUGUAUGCGCCUUUAAAGUAGUCCAAUUUAAAGGCGGAUGCACAAAUCAACCUGUGCAUGCGCCUUUGAUUUAGCCUAUAAACUUUCGUUACAUUUUUUUUUUCGAUACGCGCGGCUUGUAUUUGUGGCUGCGCCUUUAAUUUAGCCCAGAAAUUUCCGUUAUAUUAAAGGCGCAUGCACAUGGAUAGGCCGUUCUAAUCUAAGUUCUGUAUCUUGCAGCAAAAAAGCUCGCGGACUCGCCUAUGUUCCAUUUUGAAUUUUGAAAGCUUAUACAUCUCUUUCAAAGCGUGAAAUCAAUUUCGAAACUAACAUGGAUGUUUUUCGACUUGAAAAAAAAAAUUAGUUUCCAGAUUUUUAAACAUUAUAACUAUUUGACUCUUUCAGAACAUCAAAAAUCGUAUCGGCUUGUUGAUAGAAGACCGUCUCAUUAUGUGUCACGACCUUCCUCAAUACGAUUUCGUACUGCCGAUCCGAAAAGUCGCUUAUUUUUAUGAAGACAAGAACGAACAAAAGAUUCCGAUGUACUUUGCGAUUGGUAAGAAGAAGGUUUUUAAUUUUCUGAAAAUAGAAGAUUUUUUUUAAUAGUCUGUUCAGAUGUUGAAUUUCAAGUAGUCGCUCAAGCUCCGCCCCUAAUGACUUGAUAAACCAAUCAGAGAGUUUUCGAAUGACGUCAUUGUUAUUUCCAUUCAAAAUCUGAACAUGAUAUAAGACUCCUCAAAAGCAAAAAAAAAACUUGAAGAGCUAUUUGCAAAAAAAAAAAACUUCCGAAAAUGAUUAUUUUCAGGCGAAUACGUUUACUUUGACGCCAUCUGGUCGUCUUUCCACAAGAAAUAUUUUGUUCUCCGAUUGAGAUAUGCCACCGAUUAUCAGCUUCAUCAUGCCGUCGAUACUGAAGUUUAUUUUUCGUUUGAAAAUUUGGUCUUAGGCUUCUCAUUAGAGCAACCUUGUGUAGAAUUAGCUACUUUUUAAGUUAAAAAAAAAAAACCAAAACAUAGCUAUCCUAGUUCUCUGGCGUCUCUUCAGGCUUCGUUGAUCUCUAGGUUCUGUAAAAUCUAGCUCGGGUGUUUACGGAGGAACUUUAAAGGGGUUCCUCUAGGGGUCAAACUACAAGAGGUCCCUUUAGGGGGUUUAAAAAUUUUAAGGAGAUAGGGGUUUAAAAAUUUUAAGUUCAAAAGUAUCCUUCGUGUCGUGUUUGAUGGAAUUUUGACCACUUUAGGGGCGUCUCAGAAAUUUCUCAGUAGUUAGUUUCUUUGGAUUAUGAAAAAAGGUCUAAAUUGAUCCAAAAGAUAGAAGCGAUAGACUGAAGAGAGGUUAGAGAGCGAGAGUGCUCCCACUUCUCUGGUGUCUCUUCAGACUUCUUUGAUCUCUCGUCUUGGCUUUCAUUUCAGCUUUUCGUUUGAAUUUAGUUCUUCUUGAUAUCGGUUAGUAGCUUUAAAAAGUUGAACCUCGAAAUAACUUUGGACUUUGAAAAAUACUAAUAAAACGAAAACUUCAGCUAAUUCUGUCGGUGCAACUGAUUCCUGCGAACAUUGGCGAGGAGCCGGCUUACGGGUUCUACACGGAACAGUUCGGGGUGCUCCCUCACAUGGACGAUCCCAAUGGAGUUCUGGAUUUGUUAGCUGACUCGCCGGUGGCCGAUAGAACUAUCAAAGUAGGGAUAGGUUGUCUGGAAAUGAAAAAUUGUCCGAAAAUAUGGUAGAGUUCUGAGAAAUUUUCAGAAAAAUCGACCGGAAAAUGAAAAGUUUUGUUAUAUUGUUCAAAAGUUCUUGCGGUGAUUAUUUUAAAAAGGUCAUAAAUUCGCUAGAAAAUUUUCAUUCUGAUACGACAAGAUUUGACCAUCGGACAACGAAGGAGACGACUUAUUCAAUCGAUAAUAUCAAUUCCUGAUUUUUUUAAAGCAUAUUUUUCAAGGAAAAGCAUUUUUUUGAUUCAUUCAACUUUAGCUUGAGUAAAAAAACCCUAGAGAGUUGUCUGAACCUCUCCUUUAAAGUGCUAUUUCGUUAUUUUUUUGUGAUAAUAUUUUUGAAAAAAAGUCUGGAGAGACUGAUGAAUGAAGUAUACUCUGAAAAAAAAUAUUUAUAAAAAAUAGGGGUUUUUGAAUUUUUUUUAAAAAGUUUAUUUGAUGUUUUUUUAGCCAAUCUAACGUUUUCUUCUUGAUAGGAAAUCAUAAUUUUCCCCCGAAAAAAAAAAAAUUAAGGUCGCCACGAGAUGCUUGCCAGUGGCUCAACGGAAAAUCCAGCGUUUCUCGAUCCUCUCGAUUUUCUUGGGACAUGAAGACGUCGAAAAUUCAACCAAGUCAUAUUACAAAUGGAAAGAGGAGACUCAAGUUCCGGAAUGUUUUCAGAAAAAAUGAAGAUUUUUUGGGUUUAGAUUAAUUUGGGCGCCGUGGAAGGCAUCGUGAUUUCCAACGAGGGCGAUGUUUUUGCCCCGAAAUACCCGGGAACCACUUUUAGAGGGUGAGAAUUUUUCAGAGAAAGUUUUAAAAAAUAGGUAGAUUUUUUUAGCAAAAUUUUCAGUUUUAUUUCUUUUUCAUUUAUUCGGGAGUUUUUCUGCCUCCUUUAAACUCAAAAUAAAAAAAAUUUUUUUCAGAGUAAAAAGUCGAUUUUUUUCAGACCUAGUACUCCUUCACACUUAUAUUUAUUGUUCUAAACGUUUUUGCUCCAAAAAUUCUGUUUCGAAUUGUGAAAAAUUUUUUUCUAAAAAAAGUUCUAAAAAAAUGGUUAAAAUUAUCACCAAAAAGAAAAAAAUUCUUGCGGCAUUUUUUUCCUUGUUUUUUCAGAUUUACAAGGCUAGAAAAAUCGUUUGCAGUAUAUUUAAAAUGCUCUUGGAUUUUUUUGAACUUUUUAUUUCAAUUUUUCAGUAAUUUUUCAACCCAACAAAUUGGUCCCAUCGACGAGAAUUCGAUUCAGAGCGGAGAAAUCAGCAAAUGUAACAAAAAAUUGUGAAAAUUAGCAUAAUAAAAGCCCUAGACGUUCCAAAUCAAGCACUGGGAGAUAAUUUCGGCCCAUGGAAUCGUCACUUCGGCUUUCCGGCACAUGGAUGAGAACGACGUGGAGCAGAAGGUUCGGAAUUUAACUACUGGGAAAGUGGCCAUUUUAGGGUUUUUGAGAGUUUAGUGGUCACUUUAGUAGUCGAAUGAGUGGCCACUUAAGGGGCUAAAAGUUAUUGUCCUCUAGAGAAGUCUAAGAGGUACUACUAGUCCACUAAAACUGCUAUAGUGGCCACUAAAACCCAAAAUAUUAGCUUCUCUUGAGGUAGUUUUAGUGGUCACUCUAGUGUUCGUUGCAAGUGGUCCUUGAGAAACCUCUUAAGGGGCCCACUUGAGUUCUUCCCAGUAUAUAGAAUUGGAAUUUGACUUGAUUUUGUGAAAAAUUUUCAUUUACCGCAGAAAAAUCUUAAGCUUUUAGUUUUCCCGAAGCAUUUUGUUCGAAAAUUUUUGAUUUUGGUGAGGUUUUAGAUGGUUUUCCUAAUCAAAAUCGAUUUAUUUUGUCCCAGUGAACUAUUUUUCAAUGUGAAAUCAUCUUUUUUGUAUCAGGCGUAUUAUUUUUUUCAGUAAUAGAAAAAAAGCCCACACUAGCCAAUAAAAUACCUGUAAGAGCUGAAAACUGGAAAAAAUGCCGUUUUGAAAGUUUUAUGUCAUAUUUUCUGACAGAAAUCCCGGUAUUUUUUUUUAGUAGGGGUGAUAUUUGAUUGUAAAUGAGGAAGUUCUUAGGACAAAACCUCCUUUUCGUUUUCCCAGUCUUUUUUUGUUCCAAAGUUGAAAAAUCACGACGAAAAAGGCUAGAAAAUUGAUGAAAUAUUCGCCUAAAACGAAAAAAAGCUGUAUGAACUGGAAAAAUCCACCUUUUCCAGCUCCUCCUUCUAGUAGAGGCGGUCCCUGCUCUUGAAUAUGAAGGUAUCUUGAAAUCUGAAGCCGUCGGAUUCAUAGAUACCAUGGAGAAAAUCAAAGGGGCUCUGCGGGAAGAUAGAAGGUUCCUGGGAGCUUCCAAAAAAUGAUAAAUUUCGAAUUUUGGGUACGAGGUUUGGGUGAUGAGGUCUCCAAUGACGGGAGACAUCCGAAAAUCCCGUUGCGCUUUUGAAGUCGUUUCUACGACUCGAGCCGUUCCGAAAGGCGUUGUGAGUUUCAGAAAUGAGAAAUUUCAGACAAGGGGGUCAUUUUACUUUGCGGUUGGGAUUUGCCUGAAAAUUGGUCAGAAAAAUUCUUGAUGUACCGGGAAAAGGUCCUGAAAGUCUCAAUCUGGAAAUCUUGAAAUCUCCCCAUUUUCGAAAAACGAUACCUUCAAGUUGAAGAAAACACCCAAAAUCCGUUAAAAUUCCUAGGAACGCUAGAGGGAUCCCUACAGGACGACCUUAGGGACCCUUAACGGUUCCUCUCACUAAGGUCACUCUACUUUCCCUUGUGCGGGGGGGGCAUUAAAGUUAGCAAAAGAGGUCCCUAUAGAGGUUUUAGAGGAGGAUGCAAAUCUUUCAUCGUUAUAAAUCUUUGAAAAGAACCAUUUCCAUACGACAAACCCAAUAAACUAGCCUUCUUUGAGAAAAAUAUCAACAGAGCAUGAACUUUUCAAUUUUCAAGUCUGAACAGAAAAUUAGAACUCCCCUAUAGGGAACACUUGAGCUUUAGAAGCUUAGAAAUCAGAGGCUGAACCCCUAUGGGUACCACCAAAAUUUUCAACCCUACGCGGCACCUUUUUUUUACCCCUGACCCCUAUAGGGACCACUCUGACGCUCUUAAAAAUGCUAUUUUGAGGCUUGGAGCCCUUGAAAAAUAGAAAUUUGUGCUGACUGAGCCUUUCAGAAUUUUAUUCUGGUAAACCAAAGAGUGUUCUGGCAAAAAUUGACGAAGUUGCCAACCCGCAAAGCAAAUGGACCUUCCUUAUAAGGAAAAUACACUUAAAAAUUAAAAUCUUUCCCAGCACCCUCGCCGCACUGGAUCAGCCUACAGCCACUCGGGCAGUCGUAGCGGAACUUCUCAAAGCUCUUCGAGUUCUCUUUCUUCCCGAAUGUCUGGAAGAUCGGUUGAGUUUAUCGGAAUUUUCUGGAAAAAAAAAGGCGGAAAAUAGUCCUAGAACGGAAAGGUACAAGAAAAAUGACGAAAAAUCGGGAAUGGUCCAGGGAGUUGAAUUAAUUCUUUAUAAGGCUGACUGGAGAAAAAAAUUCUGUAAAAAUUGCCGCCAUGACAUUUGUGCGCUCCAUGGAUAACUUUUUAGUACCCCGGACCUUAGUAACACCGGAAGCGGUCCGGAGCGUUUCUGGUGGUAUAGUCAAUGUUUCCCGACUUGAAAGGCGAGGGAGGCGGGGCAAGGGGCGGGACGCGUAGCGUGUGCGUACGCGGUUCUUGGCACGAGUUCAAUUCAACCGCCAUCGACUCUUUGAAAAGCCCGUUUUUCGCUUUUUUCAUUUCUUUUCAAUUAUUUAUUGAUUAUGUUCAUGUGUGCAUCAUAAAAUAGUAGAAAACAUUGAAAAAGAGCGGUUGCCGAGCCUUUCAAAGAGUAGAUGGCGGUUGAAUUGAACACGUGCCAAGAACCGCGAACUCACACGCUACGCGUCCCGCCUCUUGCCCCACCUCCUUCGCCUUUCAAGUCGGGAGACAUUGACUGUACCUUUAGUAGGGUCAGCACCCUUAAGGGAGAUCUAGAUUUUUUUCACAGAAGUAUGGUUUUCGCUACCGAGAUCCGAGACAAAGAAGGAUCUACAGGGAGAAAAUUGAGAAACAUUUACAGAUUUUCCAAUUCAAAAUACAACAAAAAAGACAUCAAAAUUCGAUUUCCAGCGGUUUUUCGUUGGCGGCCACAGUUCGAAUAACGAAAGUUCGAAAUACAGCAAAAAGACAUCAAAAUAAUUUGAAAUACAACAAAAAAAACAAUAAAAAACCGAUUUCCAGCGAUUUUCCGUUGGCGGCCACAGUUCGAAUAACGAAAAUUCGUCGACAGUCGCCGGUUCUUCCAGCCGCUUCUAA
Messenger RNA from Caenorhabditis auriculariae, 8088 nucleotides. NCBI's taxonomy places the organism in Eukaryota, Metazoa, Nematoda, Chromadorea, Rhabditida, Rhabditidae. The record is from the annotation of a GenBank genome assembly.